AUGGCUCCGGCGGAGAUGAAAGAAUUAAGGAUGCAGCUUAAAGAGCUGGAAAAAGGGCUAAAAAUCAAGGAGGAAGACAUUCCGAAGACUGCAUUUAGAACUCGGUAUGGGCACUUCGAGUUUCUAGGAAUUUCUGUAGAUCCUUCUAAAAUUGAGACUGUGCUACAGUGGGAGAGGUCAAAGAAUGUAGCGGAGAUUCGCAGUUUCCUCGGACUUGCAGGGUACUAUCAGCGUUUCGUGAAAGACUUCUCGAGCAUCGAUGCACCGAUGACUCGGUUGACUAAGAAAGAAGUCAGAUUCCAGUGGGUCGCUGAGUGUGAAAAUACUUUUCAGGAGCUGAAGGUCAGACUGACAAGUACACCAGUCUUGACUAUUCUUGAUAGUGAAGAACCAUAUGAGGUGUAUUCUGACGCCUCGGGAAGUGGGCUUGGUUGUGUCUUAAUGCAAGGUGGCGCGUGGUAG
This is a messenger RNA of Morus notabilis, 462 nucleotides long. RefSeq lists its product as uncharacterized. The record is from RefSeq and is a predicted model, not a curated record. The transcript has 3 exons. Bases 1 to 462 code for a protein of 153 amino acids. Lineage: Eukaryota; Viridiplantae; Streptophyta; Magnoliopsida; Rosales; Moraceae.